CCUACGUAUCCAUACGUGGGCUCUCGACUCCACGUUUUUUCUCGUAACCAUAUUAACCAAACACACAAACUCAGAACCACCAUGAAACCUUCCGCCACAGCCACAUCCUCCUCCUCCUCCACCGCCACAUUAGAUGUCGUAAAAGCCCCAAACUUCAUCAAAGUUACGGCCAUUACCAUCUUCUCCUUCUCUGUUAUUGCCCUCCUCUACCUCUUCCCAUCCUCCCCCUUCCCCUCCUCUAUCUCCUUCUCUCCCUCCUUCUCCAUCACCUCCCCACAACAAAUAAAAAAUAAAGCGUCCUUGGUUUCACCUCGGCCCAAAAAAUCCCGGCCCCCACCUCCUCCAACGGUGGGGGAGAGGACGGGGAUAGUGGACGAGAACGGUGCAAUGGCGGAGGAUUUUGUAAUCGGGGAGUUUGAUCCGAGUGCAAUGGAUGAAUUUAGAAAUUUAACUGGUGGCAGAGAGGAGACAUCGACGAAAGAAGAUGGUAAACUAACCAGGGUUAAGUAUGAAAGAUUUAGAGUGUGUGAGGAGAGUACGAGAGAUUACAUACCAUGUUUGCAUAAUGUUGAGGAAAUUAAGAGGUUGAAUUUGAGUGGAAGCUUGGUGAUAUAUAAGAGGCAUUGCCCUGAAGAAGGUAAGGGGCUGGAUUGCUUGGUGCCUAUGCCGAAAGGGUAUAAGAGAUCUAUACCUUGGCCUAGGAGUCGAGACGAGGUGUGGUUCAGUAAUCUGCCACAUACACGUCUGGUCGAAGAUAUGGGUGGCCAAAAUUGGAUAGCAUUAAAAAAGGAUAAGUUUGUUUUCCCAGGAGGAGGAACUCAAUUUAUUCACGGAGCAGAUCAAUAUUUAAACCAGAUUUCAGAGAUGGUUCCUGAAAUUGCAUUUGGUCAGCAUACCCGCGUUGCAUUAGACAUUGGUUGUGGAGUGGCAAGUUUUGGUGCCUUUUUGUUACAGCGUAAUGUGACUACCUUGUCAAUAGCACCAAAAGAUGUCCAUGAGAACCAGAUUCAAUUUGCACUGGAGCGUGGUGUUCCUGCAAUGGCAGCUGUAUUUUCAACACGGCGUUUGUUGUACCCAAGCCAAGCAUUUGAUUUGAUACACUGUUCAGAAUGUGGAAUUGAUUGGACUCGUGAUGAUGGAAUUUUGCUUCUUGAGGUGAACAGAAUGCUAAGGGCAGGAGGCUACUUUGUCUGGGCAGCACAGCCUGUAUAUAAACAUGAAGAAAAUCUCCAAGAACAAUGGAAAGAAAUGCAGGACCUAACUAGACGCAUUUGUUGGGAACUUGUAAAGAAGGAAGGAUAUAUUGCCAUUUGGCGGAAACCUUUAAACAACAGCUGCUAUCUUAGUCGUGAUAGUGGGGCACAGCCUCCUCUAUGUGAUUCCAAUGAUGAUCCAGACAGUUUUUGGUAUGUCAGUCUGAGGCCAUGCAUAACUAGAUUGCCUGAGAAUGGUUUUGGAGCUAAUGUCAAUACAUGGCCUAUACGCCUUCAUUAUCCACCAGAUAGACUCCAGAGCAUAAGAAUGGAUGCCACCUUUUCCAGAAAAGAACUUUUCAAGGCAGAGUCAAAAUAUUGGCAUGAGAUUAUAGAAAGUUAUGUCAGAGCUUUCCACUGGAAACAUAUGAAUUUUCGAAAUGUGAUGGACAUGAGAGCGGGAUUUGGAGGGUUUGCAGCAGCAUUACAUGAUCUGGAUGUUGAUUGCUGGGUUAUGAAUGUUGUUCCCGUGAGUGAGUUCAAUACUUUACCUGUGAUUUAUGACCGAGGACUUAUUGGAGUCAUGCAUGACUGGUGCGAGACAUUUGAUACAUAUCCGAGAACUUAUGACCUAUUGCACGCAGCAGGUUUGUUCUCUGCCGAGCAGAAAAGGCACAAAUGCAAAGUCUCAAGUAUCAUGCUUGAGAUGGAUCGAAUGCUAAGGCCUGGUGGAACUGUUUAUAUACGUGACUCAAUAUCUGUUAUGAGCGAGCUUCAGGAGAUAGCAACUGCCACGAGAUGGGUGUGUACACUUCGGGACACGGGGGAAGGUCCCCAUGCGAGCUGGAAAAUUUUAACCUGCGAUAAAAGGAUGCCAUGAGUUUAUCAUAUUGGUUCUCUGAAGAUGGGACUCCUGUCUUAUGGUACAAUUUUUUUUCUUUUUUGACUCUAAUCAUUUUUGUACAUUAGUCACUAUACCUCUAUGAUACAAGCGAGUCCCUAAUUCAAGCGAA
Messenger RNA from Populus euphratica (Euphrates poplar), 2206 nucleotides. RefSeq names its product S-adenosyl-L-methionine-dependent methyltransferases superfamily protein. The transcript is spliced from 9 exons. Gene Ontology annotation, cellular component: endosome; cytoplasm; trans-Golgi network. The record is from RefSeq and is a predicted model, not a curated record. Lineage: Eukaryota; Viridiplantae; Streptophyta; Magnoliopsida; Malpighiales; Salicaceae. Gene Ontology annotation, molecular function: methyltransferase activity. The coding region runs from base 82 to 2073 and encodes 663 amino acids.